AUGAAACAUCCAUUUCGAUUUUCCGUAUACUUCUUAUUCUCUCUGAAACUUUUGACGUCAUGGUCUCAAGUUGUUGACAACGCUGUUGAUCAUUAUGAAUUGCCAUAUCACGUAAGCAGGCCUGACUUGCCACCUAGGAACGAUGAACAGAAGCUGUACAGAUAUUUGUCUUAUGGCUAUGAUCGAUCAGUUAGACCUGUUUUCAAUUCUUCGAAAGUUGUUGAAGUUUACAUUGGAUUAACCCUUACCCAUAUUUUUAAUAUAGAUGAGAAAAAUCAAGUGUUAGCCCUUAAUGUGUGGGUUGAACAACAAUGGAAUGAUGAGAGAAUGAGGUGGAAUCCUUCAAAUUUUGGAAAUAUUUCCAAAAUGACAUUGGCGACUAAGCUUGUUUGGACGCCGGAUAUAGUUCUAUACAAUAAUGCACAAGAUUACAAUAGAGGCUUCUUGAAUACAAACUUACACGCAAGUCAUGAUGGGGAAAUUCAAUGGGCCCCACCACAGAAAGUUCACAGCCGGUGUCAUAUGGAUGUUUCAAACUUUCCGUUUGAUCAUCAGUUCUGCUCUCUAAUUUUUCGUUCAUGGAUUUAUGAUAUUUCUCAGGUUGAUUUAAAAAUUAUGCAACGAUAUGAUGGAAAAAGCCCUUUCACCAAGGAUUCUUACUCAGAGAACGGUGAAUGGGAAAUUGUAGAUAACAGAACGCUUCGAUAUGAACAAGUAACGGGUGGCAAAAGAUUCGGGACAGUAGUGUUUGAAAUUCAUUUGCGUCGAAGAAUGUUGUACUUUCUGUAUAACAUCAUUGCUCCAUGUGUUAUGCUUUCAGUUCUCACUAUGAUGCAGUUUAUUCUUCCCUGUGAAUCGGGAGAAAAAGUUACUCUGGGGUUAACGGUACUCUUGGCAUAUUCCGUGUUUAGUUUUAAUAUUGCUGAAAGUAUGCCAGAAACAUCAGAAGUUAUUCCUCUCAUUGCAAUUUAUCUUAUGGCUAUUAUGGGUAUAUCAGCUCUUUCCGUUGCAUUCUCUGUUUUCGUGCUAAACUUACGUCAUGGAGCCGAAAAUAAAACAGGAAUCCCUAAAUGGUUGGAAUUUAUUGGGUUUCGUAUUCUCGGUCCAAUUUUGAAAGGACGAAAGCAGUGGAAGAAGAAAUCACGGAGAGAUAGAACAAGCACGGAGCUUCGAUUAGAAACAUCUCAUGAUGAUAUGCUCAGUAGCAGCUUAAUUAGUCGAGUUCAAGCUGAGCAGAACUUCGAAGAAAUGGUUGCUAAGUGGUCUCAUCUCUCCAACAUAUUCGACCGAUUUUUCUUCAUAAUUGUUUUUGUUUUAACCAGUUCUUGCUCAAUUUUCCUUUUGAUUGUUGCUCCGAAUGUGAAUACGCCCCGGUUACACGAAAGGCAUUGGAAAUAUAAUUGA
Auanema sp. JU1783 is the source of this 1404-nucleotide messenger RNA. The record is from the annotation of a GenBank genome assembly. NCBI's taxonomy places the organism in Eukaryota, Metazoa, Nematoda, Chromadorea, Rhabditida, Rhabditidae.